Candidozyma auris is the source of this 645-nucleotide messenger RNA. It is a transcript of the gene GCN4, whose product is annotated as amino acid starvation-responsive transcription factor GCN4. Bases 1 to 645 code for a protein of 214 amino acids. The record is from RefSeq and is a predicted model, not a curated record. NCBI's taxonomy places the organism in Eukaryota, Fungi, Ascomycota, Pichiomycetes, Serinales, Metschnikowiaceae. The transcript has a single exon.
AUGUCAGCCGAAAACCCAUUGAUUUACAACGACUCCAUGUCGGAGUCUGACUUUGCUCAUGCGCCCUCCACUUCCAUGCCGAUGAAGUUGGAGUCGAUCGACGAGUUGUCGUGCCACUUGCCCACCAAUCGUGACGUUGCUGGCGUUCCCGCGAUGCCCGACACUGGCGUGUACGAGUCUCCCAUAUUGGUGCACACCGAUGUGUUGGACAGCGUGUUUAGCACCACUCUCGACCACAAUGACCAGUUGAUCGACCACACGCCCAUGUUUGACGAGAUGGAUUUCAUGAUCGACGGCAACAAGGUCAACCUGAAGGAUGAUUGGGUGUCACUCUUCAAGGAUGAGCCUUGUGGUGCUGUUGAUGACCAGAGUGCUCCUGCUACUACUGCCGCAAAGGAAGAAGAUUUGGGCGACUUGUUUGCCGACGAGGUUCCAGAACAUCCCUACGAGGCUGUGCACGAGGUGCCAGCGGCCAACAAGCAACUCGAGACCCCCAUGACGCCCGCCUUGGCGACACCUGUGUUGGACAGAGAAGAAGCUCAUCGUCAGUUUCUGUCGCUUCUGCCAGCAAGGUAUCCAAGAGAACGAGGGUGGAUCACUUGGGCGUCACGUCAUACUCCAAGAAGCAGAGAAGCCAGCCUUUGA